This is a messenger RNA of Harpegnathos saltator (Jerdon's jumping ant), 5306 nucleotides long. It is a transcript of the gene RpI1, whose product is annotated as RNA polymerase I subunit RpI1. NCBI's taxonomy places the organism in Eukaryota, Metazoa, Arthropoda, Insecta, Hymenoptera, Formicidae. The transcript is spliced from 6 exons. The coding region runs from base 318 to 5258 and encodes 1646 amino acids. The record is from RefSeq and is a predicted model, not a curated record. Gene Ontology annotation, molecular function: DNA binding. Gene Ontology annotation, biological process: DNA-templated transcription. Gene Ontology annotation, cellular component: RNA polymerase I complex.
AAAAUAUUUGAUGUUCUCUGUAUUUACAGCAAAUGAUAUAAGAAAUUUAAGUGUAACAAAAAUUAGGACACCAUUGUCUUUUAACAUUCUUGGACAUCCUUUAAAGGGUGGAUUGUAUGAUCCAGUUUUAGGGGAAAAUACUGCAAUGACAUUAACCUUGAUGUAUGUUGUCAAGGACGUCAUUGUGAGGAACAUGCAAAAGGUUUUAGCUGUCACUCGUUAUUUGUUAAAAAACUAUUAACAAGAAAAGUUUCAUUAAUCAAUUUCUCGACACUGUGUACAUUUAAGUACGAUAAACUUUACAUAUAUGCCCAUUAAUGGGUAAUUCGGAACCAUGUGGUACAUGUGGCGGUAAUGUCCAUACAUGCACGGGUCACUUUGGACACAUAGAAUUGUCAAUGCCGGUUGUCAACCCAUUAUUUCAUAAAGUAUUAUGCAUGUUAAUCAAAUUGUCAUGCUUGUCGUGUUUCACCUUUCAAAUACCACCAUACGUCAAGUUAUUAUUAUCUGCCAAAUGGAAGUUACUCUAUGAAGGACAACUGAGUGAUAUCGAUAAUUUAGAUCAAGAAGUAACAUCAACAGUAGCUGAGAUACCGAACGUCUUAGAGGCACAAACAGAAUAUAUUCGUGAUUUCAUUGACAAUUACAUACAAAAUAUUUAUAACAGGGACAGAUUCAGCUGUGGUGUGCCUCAGAAUCAUGAAAAUCAAAUGAAUACAAAGAAUAUUAAUAUGCAAUGGCAUAUGUACGUUGAUAAUAUACUCAAACAAUAUAAAGCUGUAAAAAUAUGUAUUAAUUGUCACGAAGUCAUACCAAAGAUUUCAGUGAUGCAAAAUAAAAUAAUGACAACUAAAUUGAACAAUUCUAAGGAUUCCGCUCCUAAGGAAAUGGUGUCUAGCACAGUGGUGCAUAAAUUAGAGACAGUGAUGAUUAUGCCGGAUCAGUCUAAAGAAUAUCUGCGCAAAUUGUGGAACAAUGAAAAGGAUUUCCUUAAGUUAAUUAUACCCUGUUUGGACUUAAUGGACAUCGAAUAUCCCACUGAUGUGUUCUUCCUCGAAGUAAUACCUGUAUUGCCACCGAUCGUACGGCCCGUAAAUAUACUUCACGGCCAAGUGAUUGAACAUCCACAAACUCAAGUAUACAAAAACAUCAUGCAAGACUGUCUUAUUUUGAGAAAUAUUAUACAAACAAUUCAAGAUGGAGGUACUGAUCAAUUACCUCAAGAAGGUCGAUUAGUUUUCGAACAGAUAAGAGGGCUUACAGCAAUUGAGAAAUUGCAUAAUGCUUGGCAAGGACUACAAGUCAAUGUGGACCAUUUGAUGGAUCGUGAGAUGAGUAAGACUUCGGAAUCGGUUCAUUGUCAGGGUUUGAAACAGAUUAUCGAGAAGAAGGAAGGUAUUAUCAGAAUGCAUAUGAUGGGUAAAAGAGUAAAUUUUGCUGCGCGCUCAGUUAUCACUCCAGAUCCUAACUUGAACAUCGAUGAGAUCGGUAUUCCUGAAGCUUUUGCUCUCAAGCUGACGUAUCCCGUGCCAGUGACACCGUGGAAUGUCGUCGAAUUGCGACGAUUAAUUCUGAAUGGACCUGACGUUCAUCCUGGCGCAGUUAUGGUAGAGAACGAGGAUGGAAUGAUACAAGCUAUCAGCAGUAAUGAUUCUACAAAGAGAGAAGCUGUCGCGAAACGUCUCUUCACAACGAACAGCAGAACUAACAAAUUCUUUAGCGGCAUUAAAGUGAUAUACCGUCACUUGCAAAACGGAGAUGUAUUAUUAUUGAACAGACAACCGACGUUACACAAGCCUAGUAUAAUGGCUCAUAAAGCACGUAUUCUUAAGGGGGAAAAAACUUUACGUCUUCAUUAUGCGAAUUGCAAAGCAUACAACGCAGAUUUUGACGGUGAUGAGAUGAACGCUCAUUUCCCGCAAAACGAACUAGCUAGAAGUGAGAGUUACAAUAUAGUUAGUGUCUCAAAUCAAUAUCUUGUACCGAAAGAUGGAACGCCAUUGAGUGGUCUUAUACAGGAUCAUAUGGUGUCCGGAGUACGAUUAACAUCAAGAGGUAGAUUUUUUUCGAGGGCGGAUUACACGCAAUUGGUUUACACCGCACUGUCAAUGAAACAAGGCGAUAUCAUUCUUCUACCUCCAGCUAUUAUCAAACCGAAAUUACAGUGGUCUGGUAAACAAAUUCUAUCAACUGUCAUUAUCAAUAUUAUCCCCGGUAAUAAGGCGCGAAUUAAUUUAACUUCCAACACGAAAAUCAGUUUGAAGGAGUGGCAGGUGAACGAACCGCGACGUUGGAAAUGCGGAAAAGAAUUUGAUGACCCAAAGACUAUGUCGGAAAUGGAAGUUAUAAUUCGACAUGGUGAGUUAUUGUGUGGUGUCCUCGAUAAAAUGCAUUAUGGUGCAACUCCGUAUGGUCUUAUUCAUUGUAUUUAUGAAUUGUACGGUGGUACGUGCGCGAGUAAGAUGCUGAGUGCUUUUGGCAAACUCUUCCAAGCGUUUUUACAAUGGAACGGAUUCACGCUUGGUAUCGAAGAUAUUUUAAUAACUCGCGAGGCUGACGAGAAACGCAAAGAAAUUAUCUCCAAUAGUAAAAUUAUCGGGAGUAGUAUACAGAGAUCUGCCGUAGAGCUAUCCGAUGAUACACCUAUGGACGAAGUCAGAGUUAAAACAGAAGAAUCCUACUGGAGUAACUCAAAGUUUCGCGCACAGGUUGAUCGCAAGUAUAAAAAUAUGCUGGAUGUUUACACCAAUGAUAUCAAUAAAACAUGUCUACCAAUGGGACUUUCGAAAAAAUUUCCUGACAAUAAUUUACAACUUAUGGUACAAUCCGGUGCGAAAGGAUCCACAGUAAACACUAUGCAGAUAUCGUGUUUAUUAGGACAAAUCGAGUUGGAAGGUAAAAGACCGCCGUUAAUGAUUAGCGGAAAAAGUUUACCGAGUUUUCAGGCAUAUGAUUCAACACCUAGAGCCGGUGGUUACAUCGUAGGAAGAUUUAUGACUGGCAUCAAGUCUCAGGAAUUCUUUUUCCAUUGUAUGGCAGGUCGCGAAGGUCUUAUCGAUACCGCUGUUAAAACAAGCAGAUCCGGAUAUUUACAAAGAUGUCUUAUAAAACAUUUAGAGGGUCUAGUUAUCAAUUACGAUUCAACAGUCAGAGACUCUGAUGGUAGUCUGAUUCAGUUUUACUAUGGCGAAGAUGGUCUCGAUAUACCCGGCUCGCGUUUCUUAAAAAAGGAGCAAAUACCAUUUUUAGUUGACAAUAAAGAUGCUAUCGUAGAUGCAGAAGCAUUAGAGAAUCUCAAAACAGGAUCGAGUAAUAAUGAAAAAAUCAUGAAGUUAAUAAAGAAAAUUAAGAAAUGGAAAAUUAAAAAUGGUCCUCCUUUACAGAAAAGGAGGAUCAGUGAAUUUAGUAAAUUUUCUAUGGAGAAUGUUAAUCAGAAUAAUAAUACAAAGAAAAACAGCGUCGAGAAGAAUUGUGGAAGGACUAAGGCUGCGUUAUCACUUAUAAAAAAAUGGAUGAAAAUAGAUAAGGAAAUGAAGAAAAUGUUUCAUAUACAAUGUGUUAGGUGUCCCGAUCCGAUAAUGUCGAAGUAUAGACAAGAUGUUGAAUUUGGUGUACUAUCGGAACGAUUAGAAAGCUUACUGGAAGAAUAUCUCUCCCAUUCACCAAAUAUUAUCAAGAAAAGCUUGAGGGACCUAUUAUCUAUGAAGGUUAUGAAAACCAUUUGUCCACCCGGCGAACCAGUCGGUUUAUUAGCAGCACAAUCUAUUGGUGAACCAUCCACUCAAAUGACUCUGAAUACAUUUCAUUUUGCAGGACGUGGAGACAUGAACGUAACCUUAGGUAUUCCUAGGUUACGAGAGAUUCUAAUGAUGGCAUCGAAGAAUAUCAAAACUCCAAGUAUGGAGAUACCUUUCAAAAGCAAUCUGCAAAAACUCACGAAGCAGUCGAAGAAAUUGCGCGUAAAAUUAACUAAAUGUGUUUUGAGCGACGUAUUAAAAAUAAUCACAAUAAGCAGAAAAAUGGAAGAGGCCCCGCAUAGAAGAUUAGUGCACACUAUAAAGAUAGAGUUUCUUCCUUAUAAAUAUUAUAAGGGAGAGUUCUUUGUUCAUCCGCAGUACGUGAUUAAACAGACGGAAAAAACUUUUUUCAAAAAUAUAUUUAAGGAAAUUAAGAAAAUCGCCAAAAUAACUGGCACUUUAUUAUACUUCGAAGAAAAUAAUAGAAAACGGACAAAUAAUGAGGAUGCAAUGUUAGAUCAGGCUGAUCCUGAUGAAGAAGAAAGUGUGAGAAGAGAAAGAAGAGAAGACAUGCGGGGGGAGAGAGACUUAGGAGAGAUGCAUGAAUCAUCCGAUGAAGAAAGAGCUGCAGAAGAUGCUGAUGCCACGAUGAAUAGAUCGAUAUCACGUCAUCGAGAAAAUCAAGAAUAUGAGGAUCCGGAAGAAGAGGAAAUGGAAGAUGUUAUGAACAAUGAGAAUGAAGAAGCAGACAAUAAUGCGAAUAAAGAUUUAGGAAACAAUCAAUUUGAUGAAGAUGAUGAUGAUGAUGAUGAUGAUGAUGAUGAUAUGACAGAAAACUUAAAUUACAGGAAAAAUGAUAAACGUAAUUCUAAUAGAAGAAGUGAAGUUAUACAUAUGUAUAAGAAUGCGUUGGAUUAUGAUUAUGAUGAGAAUAAAUUUUCAUGGUGUCAAUUUACAUUUUGGUUACCGCUUAAAAUGAUAAAAUUAGAUCUGCCAACAAUAAUCAGAAAUGUUGCGAGCAAAACUGUUUUAUGGGAAACCCCGUAUAUCAAAAAAGCCUUUACUUUCCAAAAUAAUGAAGGUGAAAUGAUUCUUAAAACGGACGGUUUAAACAUAGUGGAAAUGUUUAAAUAUGACAGUAUUCUUAAUUUAAAUAAAUUAUAUUCCAACGACAUCUAUAAUAUUUCUCAGACAUAUGGGAUUGAAGCUGCAAAUAGAGUCAUUAUAAAAGAAAUUAGAGACGUCUUUAAAAUGUAUGGCAUCACCGUUGACUCUAGACAUCUAUCACUAAUCGCAGAUUACAUGACGUUUGAUGGCACAUUUCAACCACUUAGUCGUAAAGGAAUGGAAAACUCAUCUUCGCCGUUGCAGCAAAUGAGCUUCGAAAGUUCAUUGAAUUUUCUAAAAACUGCGACAUUGCAAGGGAAAAAGGAUGAUUUAUUAUCACCUUCAAGUAGACUUAUGCUGGGACAACCUUGUAAAUCUGGUACUGGAAUAUGUUCUCUAUUUGUUAAUAUAUGAAGACCAUCAACUGUAUACAAUCAUUAACAUCCAUCCAUAUACCUCUGA